Messenger RNA from Prunus armeniaca (apricot), 588 nucleotides. The record is from the annotation of a GenBank genome assembly. Lineage: Eukaryota; Viridiplantae; Streptophyta; Magnoliopsida; Rosales; Rosaceae.
AUGCCACAUCACUCAGGGUUGGUUGGAGUGGGUAGAACGUCUCCUCAUCCACCGGUCUCUCACUUUAUUUCUCAAGCGUGCUCCACCCAGUAUACAGACGUGCUUGUGAUUGAGCAAUCUGUCAGUGCUAAGUUCUAUGUUCGUGAGAGCCUCAUUGUCGCUAGUGCUACAAAUGCCACUGUUCUGACAGCAAGCGUUAUUCUACCUCAGAUUAUCACAGCCUUGGCUGCUCAUGCUGGUGUCCCUACACUGUCUAUAGAUGCUAUUGGAUCGUCCGACACCAUCAAAGUCAAUAACCAGGUUACUUUACAUAACAACGAUGCUCACUGUACUUUUGGUGGUUUCUCUAUCGAGCAACAUGCUCUUAUGGAUUCGCUCUCUACAUCCCAUCACGUGAUGCAUGCGCUUCUUCAUCGCAUCUGGGAUCGUCUUGAUACCUAUAGUGAGCUGUUACUGUCAUUUGCUGGGCACAUUCAGCCCAUUGAUUCUCCUCAUCCUCCUCGAGCUCGCAGCAUCUACGGUUCAUUUGUUGUGCUUAUGGAUUCGUUCUCUUUUGAAGUUAUCUAUGUGUUCCUUUGGAUUUCCUAA